AUGAUCUGUGGCUGGGACAAGACGAAGAUCGUCCCCGCGUCUCCAGUAAACCCUGUCAGUACCGCGCCGGGAGGAUCGCACGCGACUGGCCUGCAGCCGAAAUAUGUUCUGCCUCCCCUGCCUCACCCAUGUCCGCACGAGCACAUUGCGAUCAUAGCCACGGACCGCGGGCUACUGCUGAGACCUCAUUUCUUGAGCGAGACUCAUGUGGAGUCGUACGUCUGCAUUCCCUGGGGGAAGAACGCUACGGUCGAGGACGUGGUCGUGUAUGGGAUUGUGGGGAUCCUCACCCUAUCUCUGGUAUUUGUUCCAUUAUCGUCGUACUUGCUCGUAAUUUCAGCGCGGACGGAGGUCGGCCACUUACUUGACCCUAGACACGCCGUAUACAGCGUAAAGGGGAUUACGUCCAUACCGCUUGCCGAGGACCGUGCUCGUCCAAUCCUAUCCACUCUCGCCGUUCGCAACAGCACCGAUGCCCGCGGCUCUCUUGCACCUCCCUCCUCCAGGCCAGACACACCUUCUGUCGACGCAGAACUCCUCCAUGCAUCACAACGUACACCUGCUGAGACACUGUUCUCAGCAAGCUCAGUCAUAUCUCCCAACAACGGAGGGACGUCCUCUCCCCGCGUGACGUUUGCAGCAGAGCCCAGCAUCAAGAUCAUGUCACCACAGACGUCUCACGAGUGCUCCCCUUCGCCGUCCUCGUCUGUGAUGUCCGUCGCGUCGUCCGCUCCAUCUUCGACGUUUACAACGAACACCGAGUCGGUGGCGAAGACCCUAGCGGCGCGCCUCUCGUUCUGGAAUCGGCUGCCCAGGCGGACUUCUGCUGCCGCAACUUCGUCAGAGCAACACGGUGCGGAGGAGGAGCCUGAGACAGAGACAGACGCGGACAAGGAUCAUGCGCGCCUUUCUCUGGACAAUAUGAUGAAGGAGAAUAAUGACGAACCCGCACAAAUCGUGGAGUCCAUACUGCAAACGACUGCUCCCGCGCCUGCCACGCAGGAGGAGAAGCGCGGCGAGCUGGAGGACAAGGUACUGCGCGAAGUUAUCCGGGAGUACACGAAGGGCGGCAUGUACUUUGCGUAUGCUUUCGAUGUCACUAGGUCCCUGCAGCACAAACACGAGAUGAUCGCGAAGGCGCACACGCAGAAUGCGCUGCUUAAGGAGCUCAAUGCCCUAAAUGAGGAGAAGACGCUCGGACCAAUUGGCGAGAAUGUCGAGGUGCUCGAUGAGCCCUCGCCCACUCUUCCUCUGUGGCGCAGAGUGGAUCGUCAGUUCUGGUGGAAUGAAUGGCUCUCAAAGCCGUUCAUCGACGCCGGGGUGCACCCAUACGUGCUGCCUGUUAUGCAAGGCUACUAUCAAAUUGCAUCGUUCCACGUCCCCCGAGAACCGGUGGCGGCGGAGGAGGGCGACGCGGCUCUCGUCGACUAUGUUGUUGUGUCAAGAAGGUCAAGGGACCGUGCCGGCCUGAGAUAUCAGCGUCGAGGGAUCGACGAGGAUGCCAACGUAGCGAAUUUUGUAGAGACGGAGACCAUCAUGCGCGUAGAGCGCGAAGGCUUCUCGAACGUCUUCAGCCACGUUCAAAUCCGCGGAUCUAUACCUCUGUACUGGAAGCAGGAAGGGUAUAGCCUUAAGCCUGCUCCCCAGCUUGCACCUGACAGGACCCACGACCAAAACCUCGAUGCCAUCCGCCGGCAUUUCCAGAAGACAUUAGCGGUAUAUGGGCCUCAUAACAUCAUCAACCUUGCCGAACAGCACGGCAAGGAAGCACAGGUCACUGACGCCUAUCGUGACUAUGUGAAAGAGCUCGAUGACAAGCGGAUACAGUACCAUACGUACGACUUCCAUGCGGAAACGAAGGGGAUGAAAUAUGAGAAUAUUUCGAAUCUCAUCGCCCAACUAGAGCGCGUGUUUGAGAAUCAGGGCUACUUCUGGAUCUCGAACAACACCAUAAUGUCCCGCCAGAACGGCGUGUAUCGGGUGAAUUGUAUUGACUGCUUAGAUCGGACGAAUGUAGUGGAGUCGGCAUUCGCACGCCACGUAUUGAAUCGCCAGCUCGAAACUGACAUAGUCUUCAAUGAUGUUUGGGCGAAUAAUGGUGAUGCCAUUAGUCGCGAAUAUCAAGCGGUGAUCGACUACAUGCUGGGCAACCGCACAAUUUCCGUGUUCGCGGAAUUCUUGAACAAGCUGCAGUCGAGCGACCCGCGGGACCUCAUACGCAUCUCGAAGAUCCGGGCGGAUGCCAUUGCAACAUGGUGUCUCGUGUGCUAUCCGAGGGGAGCGCUUGUGUCCGGAUGGACGGUGUUCUCGCCCACGGAGUUGAACACAAAGGUCGGGGAUAAGUUUGAGGAGAAGGUGUUAUUGUUGACGAUGAAGGCUCUAUAUAUCAUAAGUUAUGACUAUACUCUGGAAAAGGUCAAAAUGUAUACCCGUGUACCAUUGAAGGAUAUAGAGAAGGUCACAAAAGGCGCCUACAUAUUGUCACCCCUAGAAGAGGCUAGCCGUGACCCUGAACAAAACUCCGGUUUCGUCAUCACCUGGCGUAAUGUAGGCCAAGACACUCGUGUCACAAGCUAUUCAAUACGCAACAGCCUCGAUCUAUCUUCUCCAUUAGCGAGCGAGCGCUCCUGUGCCCGAACGCAACCUACAUUGUCGUCGCUGCUGUCAAGGGCAGCCGUUCCGAUCGCUGAAGGCGAUUCGUCGUUUGUAGCAUUCAAGAUGCUGCCCAUCGAUCCCACCCGCAUGCGUCGAGAUACUGGCAGUUUCAUCGAGCCUGCCGACGAGCUCUCAGGGGCGACAAAUUGCAAGCAGGCAACGGACCUGAUUGUGGAUACGAUCCGGCAGGCUUGUGUGGAAGCGGGCGGCGCGCAAGGCGAUGAAUUCAUCGCCGAGGAGGACAUCGUCAGCCUGGCAGAUGCGCAACGCAUGACAAGCGUGUACGCUAAAAUGGAAUACGGCGUGAAGAGAUUGCUGUGGUUGGGUGGCUCAUGA
Molecule: messenger RNA, 2991 nt
Organism: Fomitopsis serialis
Lineage: Eukaryota; Fungi; Basidiomycota; Agaricomycetes; Polyporales; Fomitopsidaceae
Product: SacI homology domain-containing protein
Exons: 23
Coding region: 1-2991 (996 amino acids)
Biological process (GO): phosphatidylinositol dephosphorylation
Cellular component (GO): endoplasmic reticulum
Molecular function (GO): phosphatidylinositol-4-phosphate phosphatase activity
Source: RefSeq, a predicted model, not a curated record